This is a messenger RNA of Phycomyces blakesleeanus NRRL 1555(-), 1632 nucleotides long. RefSeq lists its product as hypothetical. Lineage: Eukaryota; Fungi; Mucoromycota; Mucoromycetes; Mucorales; Phycomycetaceae. Gene Ontology annotation, cellular component: nucleus; cytoplasm. The transcript has 10 exons. The record is from RefSeq and is a predicted model, not a curated record. Bases 15 to 1400 code for a protein of 461 amino acids. Gene Ontology annotation, molecular function: mRNA binding.
CCAAAUAAUUUCAAAUGAGUGAACGCAGUCGAAGCAGAAGUAGAAGCAAGAGCCCUAAACGUGAACCGUUGUCUCCCACGGCCACAAAACAUGUAAAUUCAGCUCGUGGUGAAGACGACGAAGACGAGCGGGACCGUCGUCAUCGCACGCCAUCCCCGCGCCGUGGGCAUCAUCGCAGCUAUUCGCGAUCGCCCUCGAGAUCGCCCCAUCAUCGUCGCUCUUCUAGUCGACGUCGUCAUAGUUCGCGCCGUAGAUAUGCUUCACGCUCGCCUCAUCGAUCUUCGAGACGUUAUUCUCGAUCACCACCUCCACGCAAGGCUCGUACAGGUCCUUCCCAGCCAAAGGAAUGCCGUGUGUACGUAGGAAAUCUUUCGUAUGACACCAAAUGGCAUCACCUCAAAGAUUUCAUGAGAGAGGCUGGAACUGUCAUGCAUGCCGAUAUUUUAACCUUGGCAAAUGGAAGAUCCAAGGGGUGUGGUGUUGUAGAGUAUAAGCAUCCAGAAGAUGCGCAGAAUGCAAUUCGUUUGCUGCACAAGACGGAGUUCAUGGGUAGACCAGUGUUUGUGCGCGAGGAUCUCAAGUCAGAAACACCCGGGUCGACAAAGGAGGCCCCCGAGGAAUGUCAAUUGUUUGUUGGCAAUCUUCCAUAUUUUGCGAGCUGGCAGGACUUGAAGGAUCUGUUUAGAAAAGCAGGCAGAGUGAGACACACAGACAUUGUCACAGAUCCGGAAACCCGUCGGUCUUCUGGAAGAGGUUUGGUGAUCUUUGAUGACCCACAAGAUGCUCGCUCGGCUAUUGAAAUGUACAAUGGUUAUGAAUGGCAAGGAAGGCGGUUGGAAGUGUGCGAGGAACGUAAUCGUCCUCCACCAAGAGUAAGUGGCGGUAACGAAUCGAGAGGUAGCGGACAAGCUUUACACCGAGAUUCUGGUCGAGAGCGGUCGAUAGAAAACUACCGUUCAUCGAAAGACGUGUCAGCUCAUGUUUCUCAUCCUCCUCCGCCUCCACCCAUAUCACAUUAUGGAGGAGAUAAUUAUGACAACUCAUAUCGCUACCAGGAUGGAGGUGCACCACACGCUGUACUUCCUAUGGCACAAAUGCCUCAUCAAAUGAAUGUCGUGGGUGGACCUGGAGCCUCUUUACCUAGCAUUGGGGCUAACCAGAUCUAUGUUAAAAAUCUGCCAUACUCUACUACCUGGCAAGACCUUAUUGACCUUUUCCGCCAUGUUGGACCCGUUGUAAGAGCAGAGAUUUUACUUUCGGGUGCUCACCCCAAGGGAUCCGGAUUAGUUAGAUUUGAGGACUUCCAGACCUGUGAGCGUGCAAUCGACAAAUUCAAUGGGUAUCUUUAUGGUGGUCGUCACCUUGACAUUCGCUUGGACAGACAAUCCACUUGUGCUUAAAACAAAAAACAAAACAAACAAAAAAAAAACAAGAAACUCAUUUUUAUUCGCAUUUUUACUUUCUCUUAUUUCUCUCUCUUCUACUUACUUUCGUUUCUAUCUUUUCGUUCUGUUCUCUGUGUCGCUUUUAUGUAGAAAGCCAAGUGCUGUUUUCCCACCCCCCUCUUCCCUCCCUUUUCCUGUCUCGGUUCUUAAAUAGGGCUUUAUUGGCCAAUAAAACAGAAAUGAAAUG